Molecule: messenger RNA, 489 nt
Organism: Striga asiatica
Lineage: Eukaryota; Viridiplantae; Streptophyta; Magnoliopsida; Lamiales; Orobanchaceae
Source: the annotation of a GenBank genome assembly
AUGUCCAAUUUAAAUUUAAAUACCUCAUUGGUUUCAUCUAAAGCGCUUGUCGACUCAUCUAGCAGGGCCAAGUUAGGUCUCGAGAGCAACAAGCGUGCAAAUGCUAGGCGUUGCUGCUCACCAAUAGAUAGAACACUAGACCAUUCAUACAUAGAAUCUAGUUGGUCAGGUUCGGGCCCAUAUCGCGAAGUUGCUUUAGGUGAAGCUGCAUUUUCAGAAAGAAUCUUAUUGUUCCCCUUCCGAAGCUCCACAGUCCAGCUAAAGCUCUCAGCAAUGAGAGAAGUACAUGGGUGCAACAACUGCUGCAGGAAGAAUCUGAAUCAGGUAUCGGUAGCCGCUGGUGAAGAAAUCCAGAACAUUACCAUAACUCAAAGAAUUCAAUGGAGGUUUUUGCCUUCUGACUUUACUUCGAAGAUAAAUAUUGCAGUAGAAUUUCUGCAAGAAAUUGUGCAGAUUGCCUCCAACAUUCCACAGGAUUUUAUUCCAUAA